CCAAUUUCGACAUAUUUGUCAAAAAUAAAUGGAAGUCUUAAAACCUCAAAAGUCUCCCACCAAGUCAACAUUUUCCCAUUUACAAUUCCAAAAUCCAAAUAGACUUCUUCCCCUUCCCCAAACUUUCCUUCCACCAUUUAUAUACCCUCGAAGCUCUUUCCAUUGCAAGCACACAAUAUCUUAGAAACAGAAAACAUGGGGUUUUCCAACAUGUUUUUCUUCCCCAUAUUGUUUUUACUCUGUUCCAUCUUCUCUAUUCAAUCAACUGCACAAACACCAACUUUAGGUUUCCGAUGCUCAAACACCACCUCCACCGCCACAUGCAACUCACUCAUCGACUACAAACUCCCAAACACCACCACCCUCGCCUCCAUCCUCAGACUCUUCGAAAUCAAAAACCUCCGCUCUCUCCUCGCCGCCAACAACCUCCCAAUCACAACCCCACAAACCCAAACCUUCCCCGCCUCCCAAAUCCUCAAAAUCCCCUUCCCCUGCGCCUGCCGUAACGGUUUCGGAAUCUCCAACCGCCGUCCGAUAUACACCGUGGUUCCCGACGACGGUCUAUUCCAUAUCGCCGCCGAGGUGUUUUCUAACCUCGUGACGUACCCGCAGAUCCAGUCUGUUAAUAAUAUAUCCGAUCCGAAUACUAUAUUGGUGGGUCAGAAGCUCUGGAUUCCAUUGCCGUGUAGCUGCGAUGAGGUUAAUGGGGAUACGGUGGUGCAUUAUGGAUACUUGGUGCCCGCCGGGACCACCGUGAGUGGGAUUGCGGAACAGUUUAAUACGACGGAGAGCACGUUGUUGAAUCUGAAUGGGAUGAACAGUUCUGCAAACUUGCAAGCUGAUUCGAUUCUUGAUGUUCCUCUUAAAGUUUGUACAUCUUCGGUGCAAAAUAACUCUUCGGACUACCCUUUACUCGUCCCAAAUGGUACUUACGUUUUUACGGCUAACAGUUGUGUCCGAUGCCAAUGCAAUGCUGCAAAUAAUUGGAUAUUGGACUGCAAGCCAUCGGGGGUUAAUUUACCACGAGGGCAAACUUGUCCUUCCACACAAUGUGUGGGGACCGCUUUCGAUUUGGGUAACACCACUUCGGAUUCUAAUUGUGGCCUUUCAAGAUGUUCGUAUGCGGGAUACAUAAAUGGCACCAUUGCAACUACUCUUACUCAAGAGUCUACUUGUCCAAGUAGUCCAGGUGGAAAUAACAGCACUCCUUCGGGAAAUGGGGCGAAUGGUUUAAGAUCGAGCUUUAUUGUUGGUGUAUUAUUGAUCGUUUUUCAUUUUCUCUAUACCACCAAUCAACAGAAAAUCCCUAUCUACUCAGAUAUGGCUUCUGGGCAACUGAAUGAUGGUGUUGUAUAUAAUGGAUUGGCUACAAGAAGUAGUGAAAGGACAAAAAGAAAGUUAAAGAAACCAGAACAAUUGUCAAUAGGAGGAGUUCAUGAUUCAUUUUCAUCACACAAUUUGAAAUAUUCUUCAAAUCCCUCAAAGAUGAUGUUGUAUUCUUCAAUUAUGCGUAAAAGGAAGCAUGUUUCUUCUUCAAUAAAAAGGAAAAAUUCAGAUUUUAGUGUGUGUUCUUCUGAAGAGAAUAUUGCAACACAGGAAGAAGAAGAUGAUGUGGCAAACAUUAGAGAAGUAUAUCCGGACUUAAUGGGAAUUGCUAAAAAAGAAGAACCAGAAAUGAUUGAAAAAUCACGUGCCAAGAAUAUAAAAAAGGAGCUCAUUGCACUCACAUUACCAGCACUUGCAGGGCAAGCUAUUGAACCUUUAGCCAUGUUAAUGGAGACAGCUUAUAUUGGUAGAUUAGGUCCUGUGCAGUUGGCUUCUGCUGGAGUCUCCAUAUCAAUCUUUAACAUUGUUUCAAAGCUUUUCAACAUUCCUCUUCUCAGUGUUGCCACUUCUUUUGUUGCUGAAGAUAUUGCUAAAAACCAAGGAGAUAAUUCUGAUGAAGCAAAUGGGAAUGGAAUGACAGAAAGGAAACAGUUAGCUUCUGUUUCUACAGCUUUGCUUUUAGCUGUUGGAAUUGGAAUCUUUGAGGGUUUAUCUUUAUAUUUUGGAUCAGGGGUUUUUCUUAAUCUCAUGGGUAUAUCAUCAGCUUCUUCAAUGCAUGCGCCAGCUCAGCAGUUUCUUUCCCUUAGAGCCCUUGGUGCUCCUGCAGUUGUUGUCUCUUUAGCUCUUCAAGGUGUUUUUCGUGGUUUUAAGGACACAAAGACUCCUGUAUUUUGUCUAGGCAUUGGUAAUACUUCAGCUGUUUUUCUGUUUCCCAUUCUUAUGUACUACUUCAAAUUAGGUGUAACUGGAGCUGCCAUUUCUACUGUUACCUCACAAUACAUUGUCACAUUUUUAAUGAUAUGGCACCUUAAUAAAAGAGCUGUAUUACUUCCUCCAAAACCAGGAGCACUUAAAUUCGGUUGCUAUAUGAAAUCUGGUGGGUUUCUUCUUGGAAGAACACUUGCAGUUCUUACAACAACAACCUUAGCAACAUCAAUGGCUGCUAGACAAGGUCCUAUAGCCAUGGCUGCUCAUCAGAUAUGUUUGCAAGUUUGGUUGGCUGUUUCUCUUAUUACAGAUGCAUUGGCUGCAUCUGGUCAGGCGUUGAUUGCUAGUUCGGUUUCAAAAGGGGAUUAUAGAUCCGUGAAGGAUAUCACAUACUUUGUGUUGACUAUUGGUUUUGUGAUGGGUGUUACUUUGGCUGCAAUAUUGGGAGUUUCAUUUGGGUCUAUAGUCACACUGUUCACUAAGGAUGUUGGAGUAUUGGCGAUUGCUAGAACCGGGGUUUUGUUUGUGAGUGCUAGUCAGCCUUUGAAUGCUUUGGCUUUUAUUGUUGAUGGUUUGCAUUAUGGAGUUUCAGACUUCCCGUAUGCUGCUUAUUCCAUGAUGCUUGUUGGGAUUUUAUCGUCUGCUUUUCUUUACUAUGCUCCCUCGGGUUUUGGUCUUCAUGGCGUUUGGUCGGGUUUGACUCUCUUCAUGGGGUUACGAAUGUUGGCAGGGCUUAUCAGAUUGUUAAACAAGAAUGGGCCAUGGUGGUUUCUGCAUGAGGAUUUGAAUUUAACAAAGGUUGGGCGUUAGAUGGGAUUUGGAAAAAAAAAAAAAAAAACUGAUCUGAUUACACACAACACAAUCUUGACUACUGCUGAUAUACUUGUUGACUGAUACAACAGAGUGAAUUGGAGAAAGCAUUUGAAAGGAAUUGGUUUCAAAAAAAGGGAUGUGAUGCAUGUAUCACUUAAUGCCAAAGUGUUGUAUAUAAUCUUUUUUUUUUUUUUUAAUGUUUGUAUGAUAAUUUAAGACAAAAUGAAUGCAAAAAAUAACAAAGUACCUUCACUUAUCUAUGUAUUAUAGUAUCCUACUUAAAUUUCUUUUCAUUAUAGCAUAGCUACAUUUAAGUUGGAGUAAGUAAAUGCAGAAAAACAAAUGAUAUGUUGAAAAUUGGUACAAAC
Lactuca saligna is the source of this 3434-nucleotide messenger RNA. The record is from the annotation of a GenBank genome assembly. Lineage: Eukaryota; Viridiplantae; Streptophyta; Magnoliopsida; Asterales; Asteraceae.